GCUGCAAGUUGCUCUCUGAGUUGUGUGUAUGUAUCUUGUUCUUUUGCGAUUGUCGACUGAAUUACGGCCAGAAAAGCGAUUUACCAUCUCUCAAGCUACUGCACUGACACAAAAAGAGCUGCUAAUAAGUGCAACACAUCCAUAUCUCGCAAGAUGGUGGAGGGAAGCGCGGAAAACAGAUUCCAUCGCCCGUUUGCGCGCUAACCAGAGGAAGUAUUCGCCGGUUACCCCUUACGGCCAUGUAAUUGUACGUCAAAUAGUUCAUUCACUUGAUCUGGUUUUCUCCGAGAUUCAGCGUUACGUUCUGUCGCCAAAAUGAUGUGCGAUAUAAUGCCUACGAUCUCUGAGGACCCGCCAGAGAUACAGUAUGGGCAAAAUGAGGAGACAAACUUCGAGCAACUUAUGGUUAAUAUGCUCGACGAACGGGACAAGCUGAUGGAAACUCUUCGCGAAACUCAAGAUUCGCUGGCGCUCACAAGAGCAAAGUUGACAGAAUGUCAAAAAGAGAAGGAUGGUCUGAUGAGUCAUUUGGAAACUGUGCUAAAUGAUGGUGAUGAUCAACUAAUUGAAAGGCUAGCUGGUCUAGAUGGGAUUAUUACGGAGUCGGGGAAUAAUUUGAAAGAAGAAUCGGGCAAAAAGAAUCGAGUUCGAGUCCUAGCUGAGGACUUUGCAACAAUGCUGAAGGAGCUAAACCAAGCCCGGGAACAACUUUUAGAAAAGGAUGAGGAGAUAAGUGAACUGAAGUCAGAGAGAUGUAACACAAGACUUCUCUUGGAACAUCUAGAAUGUUUAGUAGCAAGGCAUGAAAGAUCCCUGAGAAUGACAGUUGUUAAGCGACAAGCAGCCACAACUGGGGGAGUAUCUUCAGAAGUGGAAGUUCUCAAGGCUCUCAAAUCUCUCUUUGAACAUCAUAAAGCUUUGGAUGAAAAGGUACGUGAAAGACUAAGACAAGCUGUAGACAAGAACAAUGCACUUGAAGCAGAACUAGAAGAAACAAGAGAAAAGCUCAAAGAGCUUGAACAAGAAAAUGAAGACAUCAGACUGCGGAAUCUUAGGAGAAUAAGAACUGAAGAAAAACUUCAUGCAUCAAGUGAAAACUGUCUAGAAAACGGUGAUGACAAUUCUAACGGAGAGAAGCAUCUUUCCAAUGGACCAGUUAGUGUUGAUGUGACAGCUCAUGAAGAGCAAAUGGAGGAGAUGCAGUUCCUCUUGGAUAAGAGGACAAAGGAAGUGGAGCGGCUCACAAGAGAAAACAAGGACUUGAAAGAGAGAUGUACAACACUUGAAGAAGAAUUGCGAAUAUGUAAUAAACAGCUUGACAGAGGAAAUGCCUCCAUUCAAAGACUAGAACGAGAUUUAGAUGAGGCAGCAGCACAGAAAUCAGACAUGGAGGAUAGAGUAGCAACCCUUGAGAAGCGUUAUGUACGACUUCAACAUGAGGUCACUGCACUGAAUGAUGAUAAUGAAAGACUGGAAACUGAACUUGCCAGCAAAGAAAGUGAACUUAUCCAGGCUGAAGAGAAAUUAAGGUGUCAGCAAGAAAAACUAGAACUAGCAGAACAGAACCUGAACCAGUCUUUACGAAAAGCUGAAGCUUUACCCAAAAUAGAAGAAGAGCUAGCUGUUCGAAUGGCAGCUUUGAAUGAGGCUGCAGAGAAACAAGGCACAGCUGAAGAGACUGUUCAACAGUUACAGAGCCAGGUUAAGGACUUACAAGCAGAGCUCAACAGGGCACGUGAAAGAGAAAAGAUGAAUGAAGACCACAACACAAGAUUGUCUAAUACAAUUGAUAAGCUGUUGGGCGAGUCCAAUGAGAGACUACAGGUGCACCUUAAGGAGCGCAUGACUGCGCUAGAGGAGAAGACUGCUUUAAAUCAAGAACUUACAGCUGUGAAAUCACAAGUAGAAGAUCUUCAAAGAGAAAAGGAAAUAUUAGCUCUAGAACUUGGAAGACUGAAUGAAGAAUUUGAAAAAAUUAGAUCUAAGGGUCCUACCACUGCAGCAGUUAAUGGCCCUGUGGUAAAGUUCAGUGAGCCUGUCAGGCGAGAAACAAAAGGUCGAGCUGGAAUAGAGGAUGCACCAAGCAGAGUCUUUACACUAAAUGAACAAGAAUGGCAGAAACUGGAACAAGAGAGUGUCCUGAAGAAUGUUGCCAUGGCCUUUGAUACCGGUAAACUUUCAGACAUUGAAAGUGAUGCUGGCAGUGAUAUAUCAGAAGAAAGAGGUGUUGGUGGUGAUGCACAGACCCUGGCUUCCCUGCUACAGCAGCAAAUAGAUAUCAUCAACAAGGAACUCAAUACACUGCAAGAAGAACACAAAUCAACAGAGAGAAGAGCCAUCGUACUUGAAAAUACUGUAUCAAAGAGUCCAAGGCAUCAAGAUGUGUAUUCAGCUAAUUCACAGCAGGAGUUGGUUGCAUCCUCCACAUCAUUUCCAUUUCCUCCUCUGGAUCCAAUGGAUACAACACCAAUCUGGGUCAAGUCAAGCAAGGAAGGUUCACUUAAUACCCUAGAUGAUGCACCCACCCCUCCCACACCCAGUUCAGGUACAUCAGAUUCUACAGAGAGUUCCAAACCCAGUCAGAGUGGUGCAAACUCAAGUCCUGUACAUGAUGAUACUACAGGCACUGUUUCAUCUACCAAUGGCAUGAUGAAACUAAGGAAUAGCUCAGUAGACUCAUUACCAAGUGCAACAAGCACCACAAGUAGUGCAGAGUCUCUAUCAAAGAACAGCAAAGGCAAGAAAGGAAUUAAAGGAUCAUUUGGACGAAUUUUUAAAACAAAGACUAAAAAUAAGGACAGCACAGGUGUCCUUACAGACUCUUAUUCACUUCCCAAUGAAUCUGUACCAGGGGGUAGUGGACAACGUGAGUUGGACAGGAGAAUAAAAAAUAAAUCACACUUGUUAGCAGAGGCAUUAGCAGCUGGGACACCAUUUGCUUUGUGGAAUGCACCUACAGUUGUGGCAUGGUUAGAGUUGUGGGUUGGCAUGCCUGCCUGGUAUGUGGCAGCUUGUAAAGCCAAUGUUAAAAGUGGAGCAAUAAUGUCGGCUCUGUCAGAUACAGAGAUUCAACAUGAAAUUGGAAUAUCCAAUCCACUUCAUCGACUCAAGCUACGGCUCUCAAUUCAAGAGAUUGUCACCCUUACAAGUCCAUCCUCACCCACAACCAACAGAAAUUCUCUCGUUUAUGGUGAAAUGAACCAUGAUUGGGUUGCAAAUGAAUGGCUUCCAAGCAUAGGUCUUCCUCAGUACAAGAGCACUUUUCAAGAAUGUUUAGUAGAUGCACGAAUGCUGGAGCACAUAAGCAAGAAAGAAUAUCAAAAAUAUUUGAAAGUAGUUGAUGGGUUUCACAGACACAGCUUGCAGUGUGCUGUCAAAUGUUUGGGGUUUAUGAAUUACGAUAAAAGGUUACUGGAGAAAAGAAGACAAAUGUGUGCUGACGAGGUUAAAGAUGUACUUGUUUGGAGCAAUGAGCGUUUAAUAAGUUGGCUAAAGAAGAUUGGAUUAGCCGAGUAUGCUGAUAACUUGCAUGGCACAGGAGUACACGGAGCAGUGAUUGCUCUGGACGAAACUUUUGACUGUAAUACCCUGGCUUAUGCUUUACAGAUACCCAGUCAGAAUACACAGAUUCGUCAAAUACUUGAGCGGGAAUUCAACUGGCUACUGGCGAAUGCUACUGAAAGAGAAACUGUUGAUGAACUUGGCAAUGGAGGCGAUUUCAAACGCUCCAAAUCUUGGAGGAAGAUGUUUAAACAGAGAGAUAAAGGCAAGGACAAGAACAAGGAUAAGGAAGCCAAUAUAAGAAAAAAUUCGUCCGGGUCAGAGUCAUCGCUGAGCCAGUCAAGUGUCAGUUCGUCUCCAAAACCUUCAGCCAAGAAUACUAGAAACAACUUCGUUGGCAGCGACACAAAAAGUGCAGAUGGCGGUUCAGUGAUCGCAAGUAACAGCCUUUCGUAGCAAUUAUACAACAAUACGCCAUCACACAAACAAGUGUCGAUUUACAGUGGCUUAGUAUAAUUAGCCAGUAUAUAACAGCAUGCUUAAAUUAUAGAUAAAAUUUAUUUUUCAAUUUGGACAAGGUAAACUAUGCUAUCUAUGGUUUUAGUAGCACCUAAUUUUAUGAAAUUGUAUCAAAAGAUUUAUUAUGCAAAGGAAUUGGCUUGGGAUUAAGCUACGGACUGACCGUGCAAAGUGUUUUGGGGUUUGUGUAGUGCUGGCAUAUUCCAGCCGUUUUGUACAUGUAAUUUUCCAUGCCUGACGUGUGAAUAUGAUUAGUAAUUCUGUCAGGGUAAUAAAUUAAGGGACAUAUUUGUGCAUACAUCAUUCAUGGUGGUGCUUGUGGACUUGAGUGUCUAGUGUUUCGGUUUCGAUCUCCAACUGCUGAAUUGCGCAUGUGCACGUUGAGGGAAGACGUGUGCCCGGAGGAGAUAUGAAUUUUCUGACCGCAGAAGUGAAACUAAAACACAUUUACAAUGUGGGUGGGUUGGGGUGGAUCUCGCUCAGGUCACUGCACUCACAGAAACAUGAGUAUGCACAUUUUGAGACACUUUUGUAAUGAAUUGAAAUGAUAGUGAAAAUAACAAUUGUCCUGUUUUCAAUUGAAAUGAAUAUAGAAUUUUUUCUCAUUAGGGUGAGAAAUAUUAUUUCGUAACGAUUAACCAUAUUUAGCUUGUCUAAAAAUUAGUCAUUCUGUUUGUGAAAGUUAGAUGUUUUGCAGUACUUUUUAUAGCAAGGAUUGAAUUUUUGGUAGAGUUAAUACUUUCAAUGAUCAGGAAACUUUCUUUUAAAAGCCAAUCUUAGAAAUUUCAAACAUGUACAUCUGGUUAAACUGGAGUAUCUUCCAUCCAAUCAGAAGCACUGUAUGUAUCUCUUAUGCUUCAAGUAGACUUUGAUCGAGUUUGACCUGACCUGAGCUAGAUAAUUUUGAAUCAGCGACAGCAUGAUUUUGUAGUAAGAAAUGUGAAAUGCCUUUAAAGCUGUUCAAUUUAAUGGAAAUAAUUGCCUUGAAUACUUUUACACGAGAUAAUAAUGACUUUGCAUUUGGACAGAAUCCUAAAACACUUUGUAAACCUUUCACCACCCAGAUUUUCUCAGCGAUAUCAAAUUUAUACUACAAAAUACUGAAAAUGUCAAAUAAUCGCUUGAACAAGUCAGGUACGAUCGUUUUCACCACAAAGCAUCUUUGGACCUUAUAAAAACUCACUGGAAAUAGAUUUCCGUCAGUGGAAGCUAACUGUGAUGACAUCAGCCACACAGCAGAUGUAAAGCCAAGAUCACUGUUAUUUGUAUCAAUUUGGUGAACUGUUAAUGAUGGACUUUCAAAUUUAUUUGCUUUGAAAAUCCCUUUCAUUUCCAGCGAAAUAUGAUUUCGAAGACCGCGUUUCAGUGGAACUUACAAAAUGCAUAGUGGAACAUUGCCAGUAAUUUUUUUUCAUGUCUUAGAAACUUUUUUCAGUAUUUUUUUUUUAUACAUCAUCGGUUGAUUUUCUCGCUAGAGAGAGGCAUCCAAAGUGACUAAGUGAUUAGUGACGUGGGAAAAGGUUACACUGAAAGUUGCUUGCAGCUUAAAAUUAGUAUAUUUAGUGAUUGUAUCAGAGCCAGGAAAAAAUAGAGUUCAACUCGACUAUAUCUGAGCUGACCUGCUACAGGUCCACAUUAGGUGUUUCUAAUUAAUACAUGUUUAUUCCUUACUAGUCAUAAUCGCAAAGGCCGGAUUAGGACAAUUUAGUAAGUAAUCGAUUCAGUUUUGGCUGAAUCUAAGGACUCGCACUUAGUAAAUUCGAAUUCGUUCGUAGUUAAGCUCUUCGACUAAUUAUUGAGGGCAAAUGGAAGCUCUGUUAUGGCUGAAGCAUCAGUUGGCGUUAAUGGUUUAACAGGAAGCAUUGACCGUCAGUAUUUAUUUACAAAUGAGAACAUCGUUCUUUGUUUUUCUGUCACUAUAUAUCAUUUGUAAAAUACGAAAAUUAACAACGUUGUUAUCUGUAAUGUAUAUGUAACCAAAUAUCAGGAUAUUGAAAUACAGUUAUAUUUUAUUAGU
Messenger RNA from Stylophora pistillata, 6037 nucleotides. Its product is annotated as liprin-alpha-1. Gene Ontology annotation, cellular component: presynaptic active zone. Gene Ontology annotation, molecular function: protein binding. The record is from RefSeq and is a predicted model, not a curated record. Gene Ontology annotation, biological process: synapse organization. Lineage: Eukaryota; Metazoa; Cnidaria; Anthozoa; Scleractinia; Pocilloporidae.